Messenger RNA from Ochotona curzoniae (black-lipped pika), 533 nucleotides. RefSeq names its product lymphocyte antigen 6 family member H (gene LY6H). NCBI's taxonomy places the organism in Eukaryota, Metazoa, Chordata, Mammalia, Lagomorpha, Ochotonidae. Gene Ontology annotation, cellular component: plasma membrane. The record is from RefSeq and is a predicted model, not a curated record. The coding region runs from base 16 to 456 and encodes 146 amino acids. Gene Ontology annotation, biological process: acetylcholine receptor signaling pathway. Gene Ontology annotation, molecular function: acetylcholine receptor inhibitor activity; acetylcholine receptor binding. The transcript is spliced from 3 exons.
CGGCUCGCCCGGAGCAUGCUGCCCGCAGCCAUGAGGGGCCUCGGCCUGGCGCUGCUGGCCGCGCUGCUGUGCUCGGCGCCCGCUCAGGGCCUGUGGUGCCAGGACUGCACCCUGACCACCAACUCCAGCCAUUGCACCCCGAAGCAGUGCCAGCCGUCUGACACGGUGUGUGCCAGCGUCCGCAUCACUGACCCCAGCAGCAGCAGGAAGGACCAGUCGGUCAACAAGAUGUGCGCCUCCUCGUGCAGCUUCGUGAAGCGGCACUUCUUCUCGGACUACCUGAUGGGGUUCAUCAACUCGGGCGUCCUAAAAGUCGACGUGGACUGCUGCGACAAGGACCUGUGCAACUCGGCAGUGGCCGGGCCGCGGUGCAGCCCCUGGGCCCUUGCGGGGGUGCUGCUGCUCAGCCUGGCGCCUGUCCUGCUCUGGGCGCCCGCCCUCCCGCGGGGCCGCUGACCUAGCAAUCCUGCCCAGCUGGGCUGGCUCCGUGCUCUGGGGGGAGGGCCUGCCCACCCCCCAGAGGUGAGGCUUCC